Messenger RNA from Drosophila eugracilis, 2396 nucleotides. RefSeq names its product phosphoenolpyruvate carboxykinase [GTP] (gene Pepck2). Gene Ontology annotation, cellular component: cytosol. Gene Ontology annotation, biological process: propionate catabolic process; gluconeogenesis; cellular response to glucose stimulus. The transcript is spliced from 2 exons. NCBI's taxonomy places the organism in Eukaryota, Metazoa, Arthropoda, Insecta, Diptera, Drosophilidae. Bases 389 to 2308 code for a protein of 639 amino acids. The record is from RefSeq and is a predicted model, not a curated record. Gene Ontology annotation, molecular function: GTP binding; manganese ion binding; phosphoenolpyruvate carboxykinase (GTP) activity.
GGAGCCGAAAAAAGCAAAAUGCUCGGCUGUCUGCGCAUACAUGUUACUUGAGCGCAGCGAGUGCCGCAUUAAGUCAGUUUGGCUCGUUGUGCCAGAGCAGCAACAAGUGUCCCCCGCUAUAUCUGAAUCUGAAUCCAAAUCCGAAACAUAAGCUGUAGCUGCUGCUGAAACUGAAGCGCAACAAGUGCUAUCCAGAGAAGAGUGCACUGGAGGGAGGCUGAGAGAUAAAUUCAAAUUAGGUCGGCAAUUUCAUCAAAUCAACAACAGUUGGGUCCAAGGAAACGGAGCGCAAUAAAUUAAUUAAGACGGAGAUAAAAUUGCAACUGCAUUUAGUUGCCAAGAGUGUUAGCGGGCAAAAGUGAAAGCGACUACAAACACAGGUGACAGAAUGCUGCUCAAAGGUGCACAGCUGCUGCGAUGCGGUUUGAUCUCCCCACCACGGAGUUACAACUUCCGCCUGACCUGCCGCUUCCUCUCCGUUCAGUAUGGAGAUGCCAAAGUCCUUACCCCUGCAGUCAAGCAGUAUGUGGAGAAGUGUGUGGAUCUCUGCCAACCGGACAAGGUGCACAUCUGCGAUGGAACCGAAAGCGAGAGCAAGUUGCUCCAGGGACUCAUGUUGAAAAAAGGAACCAUCAUUCCCUUACCCAAAUACGACAACUGCUGGCUGGCGAGAACCAAUCCAGCGGAUGUGGCACGUGUGGAGGGCAAGACUUUCAUCUCCACCGAUAACAAAGAGCAGACAGUCCCGGUGACGGAAAAGGCCACUCCCGGAAUGCUCGGCAAUUGGAUGGCGGAGAAGGACCUGCAGACGGCGAUUCAAGAGCGAUUCCCUGGCUGCAUGAAGGGACGCACCAUGUACGUCAUUCCCUUCAGCAUGGGUCCAGUGGGUUCACCUCUUUCCAAAGUCGGCAUCGAGGUCACAGACUCUCCUUAUGUUGUGGAGUCCAUGAAGAUUAUGACUCGGGCUGGCAAUCCAGUUCUGGAACACCUGCAAAGCGGGGAUGGUCAGUUUGUUAAGUGUCUGCACUCGGUGGGUACGCCCAAAAGUGGUGUCCAGGCCAUGCCUUCCUGGCCAUGCGAUCCCGAGCGCACCAUUGUCCUGCACAAGCCAGCUGAGAAUGAGAUUGUGUCCUAUGGAUCUGGCUAUGGUGGAAACUCACUGCUGGGCAAGAAGUGUCUUGCUCUCAGGAUUGGAAGUACCAUUGCCAAGAGGGAGGGCUGGUUGGCCGAGCACAUGUUGAUCCUGGGCAUCACCAAUCCGCAGGGUAAGAAGAUCUACAUAGCUGCGGCUUUUCCCUCAGCUUGUGGCAAGACCAAUCUGGCCAUGAUGACACCAACAUUGCCUGGGUACAAAGUGGAGUGUGUUGGGGAUGACAUCGCCUGGAUGAAGUUCGACAAGAAAGGAGUUCUGCGGGCAAUUAACCCGGAGAACGGGUUCUUUGGCGUGGCACCUGGAACCUCAAGGGCCACCAAUCCCAUAGCCAUGGAUACAAUCUUUAAGAACUCAGUUUUCACCAACGUGGCAUCGACAUCAGAUGGUGGGGUUUACUGGGAGGGAAUGGAGAAGGAUCAACUGAAGGGAGUGACAGUCACAGACUGGUUGGGUAAACUUUGGUCACAGGAGUCGGGAAAGCCGGCUGCUCAUCCCAACUCCCGUUUCUGCACUCCAGCCUCUCAGUGCCCCAUCAUUGAUCCCGCUUGGGAGGACAGUGAGGGAGUACCCAUUUCCGCCAUUCUCUUUGGAGGUCGUCGUCCUAGUGGAGUUCCUUUGGUCUACGAGGCUCGUGACUGGAAGCACGGAGUAUUUAUUGGAGCUGCCAUGAGGAGUGAGGCAACUGCAGCUGCGGAAUUCAAAGGCAAGGUGAUCAUGCACGAUCCCUUCGCAAUGAGACCCUUCUUUGGCUACAACUUUGGCGAUUACCUGGGUCACUGGCUGAGCAUGGAGCAGCGAGGCCAAGUGCCCAAGAUCUUCCACGUCAACUGGUUCCGCAAGAGCAGCGAGGGCAAAUUCCUGUGGCCUGGAUUCGGAGACAACUCUCGAGUUCUGGACUGGAUUUUCCGCAGGGUGGAGGGUGAGAAUUGCUUUGAGGACUCUCCCAUUGGUCGACUGCCCACCAAGGAUUCCCUAAACUUGGAGAGUUUAAAGGAAAACAUUGAUCUCGAACAGCUAUUCGAUCUGCCAAAGGACUUCUGGGAGCAGGAGGUGAGUGCCAUCGAGAAGUACUUUGAGGAGCAGGUUGGUCACCAUCUACCAAGUGCCGUUGCCGACCAGCUGAGGGAGCUGAAGGCGCGUGUGGCCGACAUGUGAUGUGUUUGUUCCAUAGGUUACUCCCUAAUCUAAGACCCCCUUAUUGCCUAAAAUAAAACCAAACGAACGAGAUUUUUAUAUAGCGAAA